Messenger RNA from Verruconis gallopava, 3881 nucleotides. RefSeq lists its product as uncharacterized. Bases 152 to 3595 code for a protein of 1147 amino acids. The record is from RefSeq and is a predicted model, not a curated record. NCBI's taxonomy places the organism in Eukaryota, Fungi, Ascomycota, Dothideomycetes, Venturiales, Sympoventuriaceae. The transcript has 2 exons.
AUUGGGCUUGCGGACGACGUUUGUUUGAACACCCAAGCCACAAGGCUGCCUCUGUUCUUCGAGACAUCUGACCGCGGCAAGAACCGGGCUGCACGCCUAUCGUAUCAUUCUGUUCAGCGCGUGCAUCUGCGCAGAUGAAGUUCCCCACACGAUGCCUGGGGAGACUCUUAAAUCGUCGCCAGCGGAGAAUGAUCGGGUGUCCGGGGCGGUCACUGCAGUCAGACCAGACAGCUCGCCAGCCGUGGCUGAUGAGCCAGAUGUGGACGAAUUCGGGUUGCCGGUGAGGAAACCUAAGAGACAGCCUCCGGUGCAAGAACACCAAAGCGACGAUCCGGACGACGUGUCAGACACGGAGGCCUUUGUAGACGCCCCUUCUGGACCCGUGGCUGAGCAGACUGGCGAACCCGACAAGGGAAUACAAGCUAAGGAGCCUCUGACGCUUGAUACUAGUCCACAGUCCGCAGACGCAAGACAUGAUGACUCGGGAAAGCGAACACCAGCCGCGGGGGAUAGUGAUUCGAAAGGUACAAAUGGUGAACAUGACCGCCCGAGGACGCCAACGAUGCAGAAGCACGACAACGCCGACGCCGAGAAGGCGACAAGCCCAAAGAGCACGAGGAGUCCAGCCAGUGCCGGCAAUUCAGUGAGACACAGCGUAACGGUGGCAUCAGAAUGGUCCCAUAUGCAGCUCGCCCCUCAAUUGGAGAAAGAGGAAGCGGAAGAUGAGGGCGAGUGGCAGGCUAUGCCGGCAUAUGCACCGUUCGACAUUUACGACGACAAUAACAAGCUCAUUGCAAAAGAGGCGCACGACUAUGAUGACGACAUGGUGCAAUAUGGCGCCCUAGGUGGAGCAGGUAAAGGAUACACAAGAUUGCAGCUCGACGAAGAUGCGCAGUCGACGACAAGCAUGGACGAUAAUACCGCAUACCUGUUUAAAGAUGGUGCUAAAGGCACUACAGUUACAGAAGACGAUGAAGAAAUCAGAGAUGCCUUGGGACAAAUGCAGGCGACCAAAGAACUGCUCACCGAAGGACAACGAAUUGCCUAUGUCGGAAUCGUUCGGCUCACCAUGAUUGAAAUGCUCAAUGAUUUGGAAAAGCUGGAAAAGAACAAGCAAACUAAAAAGGCUGUCCAGUUCGCGGCAGCAUCUCUACAGAUGUGGUCGCAAAAGAUGAUGCUGCGACUCUACGCUCACAUGGAGAUCGGCGCAGAUGAGCAGGUUAUGAUAGAGCAAUUAACCUCACAUGGCGUGCAAGCAUCGGAUCUCAAGCCGGCGCUCAUGAUCAAUGCGAAGAUUAAACGCCCGGAUGCUGAAGGAAGUGACAAAAAGCACGAGAAAGAUCAGGUAGACGCAGACUCUAGCAAAUCCGCUUCAUCCACGCCACGACGCUCUGAAUCGUCUCAUUUUUCCAUUCCAUCUCCAUUUGGAAAACGAACGUCUGUUUCGUCUUCGGGACUGAAGUCACCUGGAAUAGAUUCGCAGUCAAAGUCGCCCUUUCCCUCACCAGCUCUACGCUCACCGAGUGUUACUGGAGAACCUUUGCCGUACGACGAGCACAUACCAAAAUCUCCGUCACCACAAUCAACAGACAUCAAGCCUCUUUCUGAGGUGGAAGACACGAAAGAUCUCGAUAUCGACAUUAGAUGGACCGUGCUCUGCGACUUCUUCCUGAUCCUCAUUGCAGACGCCACAUACGAUGCUCGGUCCAGAAGACUUCUUGAGCGCGUUGCUCAGCAUCUGGAGGUGUCGUGGCUCGAUAUUUGUCGUUUCGAGAAACGCGUCACCGACGCUCUAGAGAUGCAAGAGGCCGCUGAUAAGGAGAAUUGGAACGAAGAAGAGCAUCUAGAAGCACGUCGCAAGCAAGCGAGAAAAAAGAGACUUAUGGUUAUGGGUCUUGCUACCGUGGGUGGUAGUUUGGUUAUUGGUCUUUCGGCGGGUCUACUUGCGCCGUUCAUCGGCGCCGGCUUGGCAGCUGGAUUCACCACUAUCGGUGUAGCAGGCACGAGCGGUUUUCUUGCCGGAGCUGGAGGCGCGGCGAUUGUCACAACCACCGGAAUCGUAACUGGAGGUACCAUCGGCGUCCGAGCUGCAGACAGACGAACAGGCGCUGUGAAGACAUUUGAAUAUCGCCCCUUGCAUAACAACAAGCGUGUCAAUCUGAUUGUCACUAUAGCUGGCUGGAUGAAUGGUAAAGUAGACGAUGUUAGACUACCAUUCAGUACUGUUGAUCCUAUCAUGGGCGACAUCUACUCAAUACACUGGGAACCGGAGAUGCUACAAUCUAUGGGUCAGACAAUCAGCAUCCUUGCCACGGAGGCGCUCACACAAACACUGCAGCAAGUCUUGGGAAGCACGAUCCUCAUCACUCUUAUGGCUGCGUUGCAAGUGCCAAUUUUACUCACGAAGCUCUCAUACCUCAUCGAUAAUCCAUGGAACGUAUCUCUAGCACGUGCAGAUCUUGCGGGGUUGAUUCUGGCUGACUCGCUUAUCGACCGAAAUCUGGGCUCGAGGCCAAUCACACUCGUCGGCUUCUCACUUGGCGCUCGGGUUAUCUUUUCUUGCUUGAAGGAAUUAGCAAAGAAAGGGCGGCCUGGUUUAGUUCAGAACGUGUACAUCUUUGGCGCUCCAGUUAUCGCGAACAAGAAUGAAUUUACAAAGUGCAGAUCGGUUGUUUCCGGUCGCUUUUUGAAUGCUUACUCACGUAAUGACUGGAUUUUGGCCUACCUCUUCCGUAUAACUGGAGGUGGUAUAGCAAAGGUUGCCGGCUUGACCCCGGUUGACGAUGUACCUGAUAUCGAAAACGUUAACGUCACGGAAUGGGUUCCCGGGCAUAUGUCCUACCGUGCGGCCAUGCCACGCUUAUUGCGUGAGGUUGGUUGGGAAGUCACCUCUGACGAGUUUACCGAGAUUGAGGACCCAGAUCCGGAGAAUCACGAAAAGCGUCAACGUGAGCUAAUCAACGAAAUCGAAGAAGCGAGGAAGCAGCUAGAUGAGAAGCAAGCGAAUAAAAAGCAAAGCAAGUUCGCAUUCUGGCGUAAGAAGAAGACUGAGAAGAAAGAGUGGGAGGUGUACGAGGGUGACGCGAUCACUGAAGAACCCGAAUUGACGCAAGGGCAGUUGGAGAAAAGGGCUGAGGGCGUUCUCUUUGACAUUGAUGCUAUACGGGCUGAGGUCAAAGAACUCACUGGCCAUGAGAUUCAGGUCAAGCAAUUGGAGAGCACACUGCCACCGAUGAAGAUCACAAUCGAUUCAAACGGAAAUACACCGGAACCGACACCACUGCCUCUGAGAGCAACAAGAAGCCAAAAUGACGUUACCGCACCGAGUCCAGCUCUAAGUAUGCCGUCUGCAACCCAUAAGUCGACUUUUGAUUACAGUGACCACUUCCCUUACGAAAAUGAAAGCGGCGAAAUUACCAUGUCAUUCGAUUUACCAACAAGCGAUGUAAGUAGACGGUCACCAAUGCCAUCAGAACGCCCUCCCCUGAAGCAACACUCGACGGCUCCCGUAGAUAUGCGAGCGGACCAUAAUGCAUGGGCUGAUGAGUAUGACGAUUUUGGACAAGGAAAGGAGAUUAAGAUGACUUUCGCAUAAGUACAUACCGCAUUUACGUAGAGUUGACGAGCUUGGGCGUCUCUUCAACGCUGGCGCACUUGAUUUAUUUUUUGGGGAAGAUAUUUUCCAGAAGAAAACUAGGUUCUCUUUUUUACGCAUUAAUUUUAACACGCAUUUUGUAGAGGUGAGUGACUUAAACUCACUCUUUUCUCUGGCUUUGGAGUCAGUUUGCGGCAAAAUGCAGCACAAAUAUACCAUGUAUUAUAAUUUCUGAAAUGCAAUUAGACGCACGCCCUGCAAGGAAAGAGAAGAAGCUGAACCGAAC